Molecule: messenger RNA, 435 nt
Organism: Knipowitschia caucasica
Lineage: Eukaryota; Metazoa; Chordata; Actinopteri; Gobiiformes; Gobiidae
Source: the annotation of a GenBank genome assembly
AUGGGUUGGGGGGGGGUGUUGUUGGGGUUUGGGAAAUUGAUGGUUAGGGUGUGUUUAGGGGGUGGGGUUUGGGAAUUUGUGGGGUUGGGUGGGGGGUUGGGUGGGUUGGUGGGGGGUUGGUGUGGUUGGUGUGGUUUGGUUUGUGUGAGGUUGGGUGGUUGUGGUGUGGUGUGGUGUGGUAGUGGGGGGGUUUGGGAUAGGGGGGUUGGUGGGUUAGUGUUUGGGUGGGUGGGUGGGUGGGGGGUUGGGGGGGGGGGUUGUGUGGGGGGGGGUUGGGGGGAUGGGGGGGGGGGGGGGGGUGGGGGGAGGGUGGUUUUGGAGGGAUGGGGUUGUAUGGGGGGGGGGGGGGUUGAUGGGUUGUUUAUUGGGGGGUUGGGUGGUUGGGGGUGGAUAGGGGGGGGGGGGGGGGGAUUGGUGGUGUGGUAUGAGGAAUGA